Messenger RNA from Mytilus trossulus (common blue mussel), 1224 nucleotides. RefSeq names its product mitochondrial ubiquitin ligase activator of NFKB 1-like. Lineage: Eukaryota; Metazoa; Mollusca; Bivalvia; Mytilida; Mytilidae. The transcript is spliced from 3 exons. The record is from RefSeq and is a predicted model, not a curated record. Gene Ontology annotation, biological process: protein ubiquitination; organelle organization. Gene Ontology annotation, molecular function: ubiquitin-protein transferase activity. Bases 118 to 1176 code for a protein of 352 amino acids.
UGUGUCAGUCCUUACAAAUUUCGGAUUUUACCGGUAAGUUUGUUUCGCCGGUUCAGAUAACCUAGCUGGUUCCGGUUUCUACUUUUACUUUCACUUUGUGAGGAAUCAAGGGCGAGAAUGUCAGAUUCUCUGAGAGGAUUUGUUGUUGGUUUAACAGUAGAUGCUGGGGUAGCAUUGAUUUUGUAUUACUUUUACAAGAGGAGUAAAAGAGCAGCAAACGAAAUUCAGAAAGCAGAAUGGUAUGGCUUAGACAGAGAUUUGAUAAAGAAACUUAAAGAGUUACCAGAUCAAACAAUUCCUUAUGGAUGCAUAGAAGGUAUAACAGCUAGUACUAGGAGGCUGAGAAGUCACUAUGAAGAUGAUAUCCAGGGUGUCAUUAGAAACAUUGCAUUGAUUGAACAUAAAUCAAAAAGAAACAAUGGUGUAUGGUCAGAUGUCCAAAAUGUUAUCCGUGAUGUUGUAGAUGCAGUGCCUUUUUAUUUGCACAAAGUUCAAAAAGAUGGUUCAAAUGAUGCCAGAGUUCAUAUCACGGAAGCGAAAAGUGCAGGUUUUCUAUUAGAUGACCUCACUGUAACCUAUGACAGUUAUAAGUCCGACCAAGCUGGUCUGCUUCAGCGCGGACUAGAUAGAAUUUUUGGUGAGGUAAUCAAAGGGAUGCAUGAAUAUGAGAAAAUGUUGGUUUUAGGAACUCCCUUGCUGGGGAUUGGGCAGUUAAAGCUGGAAAAUGAUAAAAUAAUCAUGUCACCACCAGAGAAUGGGUCACGAUUCAUACUUACUACACAAACCAAAGAAGAAGUCGUUAAACAUUUCUCGUCACAAUCAAACAUUAUUAAAAUAUUUCUUGGUAUUACCUGUGUUAUAGGUGUUGGCCUGGCCACAUACAUUAUAAAAAAAUGGUACACAAAAUGGCAGAGUAGAAAACGAAUAGAAAGAAUGGCCCAGGAGGCUCAGAAUGCAAGAAUGGCUGCAAGAGCUGCAGCAAAUAAUCGUCAAGCAUCUAAUAAUUCAGACUCUUUGGAGUGUGUUAUUUGUCUAUCAAACCCAAGGGAAGUCAUUUUGUUAAAUUGUGGACAUAUAUGUGUGUGUAUUGACUGUGUUCAAGCAUUACCUCAACCAAUGAAAUGUCCGGUUUGUAGACAGAAUGUUGAAAGGUUCCAUAAUGCGUACAUGGCAUAAGAAAUUACUCGUACAAUGUUGUAAUUUAAUAAUAAAUAUUUUUAUAUA